Messenger RNA from Mytilus trossulus (common blue mussel), 1841 nucleotides. RefSeq names its product sialate O-acetylesterase-like. The transcript has 9 exons. The record is from RefSeq and is a predicted model, not a curated record. Lineage: Eukaryota; Metazoa; Mollusca; Bivalvia; Mytilida; Mytilidae. Gene Ontology annotation, molecular function: sialate O-acetylesterase activity. The coding region runs from base 78 to 1712 and encodes 544 amino acids. Gene Ontology annotation, biological process: carbohydrate metabolic process.
GAUCAUGUAACACGUGAUGUUUAAAUAGACCUGUGUUUACCUAUUUUUAGUUAUUUUAUCAAUACAAGGUCAUAUUUAUGAUCAGUACAAAAAUGAUGAUUGUACGAACAUCUUCAAUUUUUGCUUUACUUUUCACCUGCGUGGAAUGCUGUAUACGGUCAGCACCAUCUUCGGGAAACUUCACCUUUGCGUCGUCUUAUGGAGAUCACAUGGUUCUGCAACGAGGACCAAAGCAAGCGAUUGUAUGGGGAUAUGGUCCAUCACCGGGAAGUGACGUCACUGUGUCGCUCAGUGGAGAAACACCAAUUAGCGUUAAGGUAGAUAAAGGAAACACUUGGAAAGUAAAGCUUGCAGCCGUUACAGACACAAAACCACAUACAAUAACUGCGAUGUCCUCAUCGGGAACGAUCAUGUUGAGUGACGUUUUAUUUGGUGAUGUAUGGAUCUGUUCUGGUCAAAGUAACAUGGUGUUUAUUAUGAGACAUUUAUUCAAUGCCACUGAAGAGAUUGCAGAUGCUGUUAAUUAUCCUGACAUCAGAAUCUUUACAGUUGGCAUGGAAUUUUCUAUGGUACCAUUGCCUGAUCUAAAAAGUGUGAUGGAAAGUUGGUCUUUACCAAACAAAGAAACGGUUGGAGCCGAUGGCUACUUCUCAGCUGUAUGUUUUUUGUACGGGAAACGACUUUACAACAAAUUGAAAUAUCCAAUCGGGCUAGUAACGUCAGCAUGGGGAGGGACACCUAUAGAGACCUGGUCCGAUACAACAGCCCUCAAGAAGUGUAAUAUUCCAACAUUUCAUAACGAAAAUAGUGAAAAUAAUGUAUUAUGGGUGCCUACCGCGCCAUCACUUUUAUGGAACGCUAUGAUGUUCCCACUUACAAAUAUGACCAUAUACGGUGCAUUAUGGUACCAAGGUGAGGCAAAUGCGAUCUUUCCAGCUGACCCUAACACAUAUAACUGCACGUUUCCAGCAAUGAUUUCAUCUUGGCGGGAAACUUUCCAUGUUAAUUCUGAAAUGCAGACAGACGAGCAAUUUCCGUUUGGAUUUGUGCAGCUUGGUCCAUGGAAGAAUGAUUCAUCAAUAACAACGGGAUUUCCUGACCUCAGAUGGCAUCAGACCGCAGACUAUGGUUACGUUCCUAAUGCUAAAAUGAACAAUGUAUUUAUGGCCACUGCUAUGGAUCUCCCAGAUUUUAGUUCACCUUACGGCGGUAUCCAUCCAAGAGACAAAGAAGAUGUUGCAGAUCGUUUGCUUUUAUCGGGUCUAACAGUAGCAUAUGGUAGAAAUGCUGGGAAGUACCAAGGUCCAUUUCCGACAAAAUAUUUUAUGGACGCUCAGAGUAAAACUUACUUGAUUACAUACGAUGAUGAUAGUGCUGAAAUAGAUGUCAGAUCGGAUGAAGGAUUUGAGGUAUGCUGCUCCGAGAUUAAAACAUCUGAUUGCAGCACAGAUGAUUCUACAUGGGUAGCAGCUCCUGUCACAGACCAUGAUAAACAGACUGUAUCUAUAUCUUAUAAAGGAUGUGCUAGUUCUUACGUGGUGGCCAUAAGAUAUGCAUGGAGAGAAUCACCAUGUCCUUUUAAAAAAUGUGCCGUAUAUAGCAUUGAGAAUAAUUUACCAGCGCCACCAUUUAUCCAACUUAUAGCACAACCCUCAGACACAUUGUUGUAUCACUCUGGAAAUGUUGUUAUACCAGAACUGAUUAAUAACUAAGGAAAGAACAACUAUAUUUUUGAUAUUUUUGAUAAUUAAAUGUGCAAUAUAUAAUAUGUCUGUAUUCAUUUUUCUAUAGUUCCAAUGAUUUAUUAAAAACAAGAAAUAAUGUCGAAAAAGAUGAACAGC